This is a messenger RNA of Hirsutella rhossiliensis, 3504 nucleotides long. RefSeq names its product mono-functional DNA-alkylating methyl methanesulfonate n-term domain-containing protein. Bases 1 to 3504 code for a protein of 1167 amino acids. NCBI's taxonomy places the organism in Eukaryota, Fungi, Ascomycota, Sordariomycetes, Hypocreales, Ophiocordycipitaceae. The record is from RefSeq and is a predicted model, not a curated record. Gene Ontology annotation, cellular component: U2 snRNP; nucleus. Gene Ontology annotation, molecular function: U2 snRNA binding; protein binding. Gene Ontology annotation, biological process: mRNA splicing, via spliceosome. The transcript has 7 exons.
AUGUUCCUUUACUCGCUGACGAUCCAGCCCCCAAGCCAUGUCGUCCAAGCAGUUCUGGGCCAGUUUGGGAAUACCAAAGAGCAGCUGAUAGUCACGGCCGCCGGCUCCCAGCUGACCCUGCUACGGCCGGAUCCGACUGUGGGAAAAGUUCACACUGUCCUGACCCACGAUGUUUUCGGCAUCGUCCGGUCGCUGGCAGCCUGUCGCGUCACUGGGAGCAGCAAGGAUUUCCUCGUCGUUGCGUCCGACUCGGGGCGCGCCACCAUCGUUGAAUAUUUGACUGAGCAGAACCGCUUCUGUCGUGUGCACAUGGAGACAUAUGGCAAGUCCGGUAUACGAAGAGUCAUUCCUGGAGAGUAUCUCGUCUGCGACCCAAGGGGAAGGGCGUUCUUGGUGGCCUCGGUCGAGAAGAACAAGCUCGUCUACGUUCUGAACCGCAUCGCGGGAGCUUCUGGCGAGGGCAACUUGGCAGCCGAACUCACGAUAUCGUCCCCUCUCGAAGCCCACAAGCCGGGCGUAAUGGUCAUAGCCAUGGUGGCUCUGGAUGUGGCGUACUUGAACCCCGUUUUUGCCGCCCUAGAGGUUGACUGCUCCGAGGUCGACCAAGACGCCACGGGACAGGCCAUGGAGGAAGUGCAGACUCAGCUGGUAUAUUACGAGCUGGAUCUCGGGUUGAAUCACGUCGUUCGCAAGUGGUCGGAGACCGUGGACCCAACCGCAUCGAUGCUCUUCCAAGUUCCCGGCGGCAGCGAUGGCCCCAGCGGGGUGCUCGUCUGCGGGCAAGAGAGCAUCACGUUCAUGCACAGCAAUCAAAACCCUUUGCGCGUUCCGAUUCCCCGGCGGAGAGGCGCCACAGAGGAUCCUAAUCGGAAACGGUUCAUCGUCGCGGGCAUCAUGCACAAGCUCAAAGGAAGCAGCGGCGCCUUCUUCUUCCUCCUGCAGACCGAGGAUGGCGAUCUCUUCAAAGUCUCCAUGGAGAUAAUCAACGACCACCGAGGGAAACCUACUGCGGACGUCAAACAGAUAAUCAUCAAAUACUUCGACACUCUCCCCGUGGCAUCGAGCUUUUGCAUCUUGAAGAGCGGAUAUCUCUAUGUCGCGAGCCAAUAUGGCGACGCUGGCUUCUACCAGUUUGAGAAGCUUGCCGACGACGAUGACGAACUGGAGUUUAGCAGCGACAAUUUCCCCGCGGAUCCCCAGGCAUCAUACGAGCCCGUUUACUUCCACCCUCGGCCAGCGGUCAAUCUCACCAUGGUUCAAAGGAUCCCCUCUAUGAACCCGCUCAUCGACUGCAAGGUCGCCAACUUAACCGGGGAAGACGCGCCUCAAGUCUACACCCACGGGCUGGACGUCACCCACAUCGUCGGAUCCGAGCUCCCUGGCGCGCCGGUGGCGGUCUGGACACUCAAGUUGAACCGCAACGACAAUAUUGGAGAAACGGUGGAAGAAGUGAGCGACUCUGGGUUUCUCACCGAUGUGCCCACCCUAGCUGCGCAGCUGCUGGGCGACGGCGGCCUGCUUCAAGUUCACCCCAAGGGUAUACGGGUCAUUCGCAAUGGCAAGCCGCCUGACGACUGGGAGGCGCCCCUGCAUCGCUCAAUCGUCGCUGCCGCUACGAAUGCCCAGCAAGUCGCCAUCGCGUUAAGCUCUGGCGAGAUCAUUUACUUCGAGGCGGACGAUGAGGGCAACUUGAACGAGUUCGAGGACAAGAAGGCUAUGUCUGGAACGGUCACGUGCCUGAGCCUGGGUGAAGUGCCCGAGGGAAGACUCCGCAGCUCGUUCCUGGCCGUCGGCUGUGAUGACUGCACCGUGCGCAUCCUUAGUUUGGAUCACGGCGCCACGCUUGACAACAAGUCGGUUCAGGCCUUGACGGCAGCUCCCACAUCCUUGGCCAUCAUCGCCAUGGAUGACUCCUCGUCCGGCGGCUCAACGCUUUAUCUGCACAUUGGGCUGCACUCGGGCGUCUAUCUACGCACGGUGGUCGACGAGGUAUCCGGCGAGCUGACAGACACCCGCCAAAGAUUCCUGGGACCAAAGCAAGUCAAGCUGUUUCAGCUCACAGUGGAGGGCAAGACAUGCGUUCUCGCUCUCAGCUCUCGACCUUGGCUUGGGUACCCGGAUCCGAUCACCAAAACCUACAUGAUGGCACCAUUGAACUACCCAGAGCUUCAAUGGGGCUGGAACUUCACGAGCGAGCAAUGCGAAGAGGGCCUUGUCACGAUUCAUGGACAAGACUUGAGCAUCAUUUCGAUAGACCGUUUGGGAGUCACUCUCACCCAGAGAUCGGUCCCGUUGAGCUACACCCCGAGGAAGCUUAUCAAGCAUCCAGACCAGCCCGUCUUUUAUAGCAUUGAAUCCGAUAACAACACACUGCCCCCGAAACUCCGAUCUCAGCUGCUGGCCGACCCCGCUGCGGUUAAUGGCGACGCAAAGGUGCUCCCGCCAGAGAUCUUCGGUCACCCAAGGGGCAACCGUCAUUGGGCAUCAUGCAUCAGCGUCAUCGACCCGGUGUCCGAAGAGCCGGAGGUGCUGCAAACUCUUCAUUUGGACGAGAACGAGUCUGCUGUCAGCGCUACCAUCGUUCCGUUUUCCAGCCAAGACGGCGAAAGCUUUCUCGUGGUCGGUACCGGCAAAGAUGUCGUGGUGAAUCCUCGAAGCUUCUCCGAGGCGUUCAUUCAUGUCUACCGUCUCAACGAAGGCGGCCGCCAGAUCGAAUUUGUGCACAAAACGGCGGUCGAAGAGCCACCCUUGGCUCUGAUACCUUUUCAAGGGAAGGUCUUGGCUGGAAUCGGCAAGGCCGAAGCCGGUCCCCAGCAAAUCGUGUCGCUGAACACCCAGGGCAACCGGAUCGUCGUCGGCGAUGUCCAAUAUGGCAUCACGUAUGUGGUCUACAAGCCGGCAACAAACAAGCUCAUCCCCUUUGUGGAUGACACCGCCGCUAGGUGGACGACUUGCACGGCCAUGGUGGACUACGAAUCGGUUGCCGGCGGCGACAAAUUCGGCAAUGUAUGGGUUGUACGAUGUCCCCCCAAGGCGAGCGAAGAAGCAGACGAGGAGGAUUCCGGCAUUCACUUGACCAACGCCAGGAGCUAUCUCCACGGAACCUCUCGCCGCCUCGACCUCAUGUGCCACUUCUACACCCAAGAUAUCCCCACCAGCGUCACCAAGACAAGCCUCAUUGUGGGAGGGCAGGACGUUUUGCUGUGGAGCGGACUCAUGGGGACCAUUGGCGUCCUUAUCCCGCUCGUGAGUCGCGAAGACGCCGAUUUCUUUCAGAGUCUUGAACAACAUCUCCGAAGUGACGACGCACCGUUGGUGGGGCGAGACCACUUGAUGUACCGCAGUUAUUACGCGCCCGUCAAGGGCGUCAUUGACGGCGAUCUCUGCGAGAGAUACAAUCUGCUCUCCAACGACAAGAAGAUGACGAUUGCCGGGGAGCUGGAUCGCUCGGUGCGGGAGAUUGAGAGGAAGAUUUCGGACAUUCGAACGCGAUCUGCCUUUUAA